AUGACGUCCGAAGUCCCCUCGACUUCGCCGUCAAGCUCUGCUCCUGCACAGCACAAGCCUCUGGUCGUUGGCCGCACCAAACCUCAGUCUGCCACCAUGGAUAGCUCAUCGAGUAGCGGUCCUGUCGACAAAGCCAUACCCGCCGAGGCAAAGGCAGCCCUCAACCAUGAAAUCGCCGCGAACGUCAAAUCCAAUACGUCAGCCCCCGCACCAGCAGAGGAGACCGCAUCUCCGUCAGGCAACAACAAGAAGAAAGAAAAGGCCCCCAAGCAGCCCAAGCAGCCAAAAGCCCCCGCAACUCCCGCAGCCCCUGUCUCUCCCGCCCUUAUUGACCUGCGAGUCGGCCACAUCCUUCGCGCAAUCGCACACCCCAAUGCCGACUCCCUCUAUGUCUCGACCAUUGCGAUGGGCGAUCCGGAGGGGACAGAACAUACUCAAGUUGACGAGGAGACAGGCAAGGUCGUGCGGACAGUAUGUUCAGGUCUGAAUGGACUGAUACCGUUGGAGGAAAUGCAAAAUCGAAAAGUUAUAGUGGUCGCAAACCUGAAACCAGUGAACAUGCGCAGCAUCAAAUCCGCGGCCAUGGUGCUGGCUGCGUCUCCGCCUGCGGAGGAAGGUGCAGAUCCACACGCAGCCGAUCGAAUCGUGGAACUGGUAAAUCCUCCCGAGGGCAGCGAAGCAGGGGACAAAGUUUACUUCGAGGGCUGGCCGUACGGCGAGGGCAAGGGACCAGAGAAACAGUUAAACCCGAAGAAGAAAGUGUGGGAAGCCGUGCAACCGGGCUUCUUCACGAGUGAGGAGUGCGUGGUUGGGUUUGAUGCGGGCAGGGCGGGCGUUGAGAUUGAGGGAGACAAGGAGAGGAAGGGCUGGUUGAUUGUGGAAGGGAAGGGAAAGUGCACAGUCCAGACGCUGAAGGGAGCCGUUGUGAGGUGA
Fonsecaea nubica is the source of this 933-nucleotide messenger RNA. RefSeq lists its product as hypothetical. Lineage: Eukaryota; Fungi; Ascomycota; Eurotiomycetes; Chaetothyriales; Herpotrichiellaceae. Gene Ontology annotation, cellular component: methionyl glutamyl tRNA synthetase complex. Bases 1 to 933 code for a protein of 310 amino acids. The transcript has a single exon. Gene Ontology annotation, molecular function: tRNA binding. The record is from RefSeq and is a predicted model, not a curated record.